CAGACCCGGGGCGGGGCGCGGCAGACCCGGGGCGGUGCGCGGCGCCGCAGCUGGAUGGCCGGGGCCGCCAGGAGCAUUGCCGCCGCCGCCGUACGCACGUGGCAUGCCUGGAUGUCCCUGCCCUGGCUGUGGCAUGGCGGGCCAAAGGCUCCUCUUUCUCACUGCUGUUGCCCUGGAGCUCCUGGGAGGGGCUGGGGGUUCCCAACAGGCCCUCCGGAACCGGGGGGCUGCAGCGGCCUGUCGCCUAGACAACAAGGAAAGCGAGUCCUGGGGAUCCCUGCUGAGCGGGGAGAGGCUGGACACUUGGAUCUGCUCCCUCCUGGGCUCCCUCGUGGUGGGACUCAGCGGGGUCUUCCCGUUACUGGUCGUUCCCCUGGAGAUGGGGACCACGCUGCACUCGGAAGCUGGGGCCCGGCGCCUGAAGCAGCUGCUCAGCUUUGCCCUGGGGGGACUCUUGGGCAAUGUGUUUCUCCACCUGCUGCCCGAGGCCUGGGCCUACACGUGCAGUGCCAGCCGUGGUGGUGAGGGGCAGAGCCUGCAGCAGCAGCAACAACUGGGGCUGUGGGUCAUUGCUGGCUUCCUGACCUUUUUGGCUUUGGAGAAGAUGUUUCUGGACAGCAAGGAGCAGGAGAGGACCAGCCAGGCCCCCAGCAAAGACCCCGCUGCUGCUGCCGAGCUCAAUGGAGGCCACUAUCUGGCCCAGCCGGCUGCAGAACCCGGCCUGAGCGCCGUGGUCCGGAGCAUCAAAGUCAGUGGCUAUCUCAACCUCCUGGCCAACACCAUAGACAACUUCACUCACGGGCUAGCUGUGGCUGCCAGCUUCCUUGUGAGCAAGAAGAUCGGUCUCCUGACCACCAUGGCUAUCCUCCUGCAUGAAAUCCCCCAUGAGGUGGGCGACUUUGCCAUUCUGCUCCGGGCCGGCUUUGACCGAUGGAGUGCAGCCAAGCUGCAGCUCUCGACGGCACUGGGGGGCCUGCUGGGCGCCUGCUUCGCCAUCUGUACGCAGUCCCCCAAGGGAGUAGGUACGGGCAUGGUGGGUGGUAGUGACAGGUGGCAGCCAGCAGAGGGGCCCCGGCCAAGGGCACCCCUGCCCACCCCGGGUAUCCAGGCCAGGCUCUGCCCCCGGUCCACCCUGGGAGGGGGUGCGGUACACACAGCUCCCCUGGGCUGCCAGCCAGUCAGGCCUUCUCCCACUGCAGAGGAGACUAUGGCCUGCAUCCUGCCCUUCACCUCUGGCGGCUUUCUCUACAUCGCCCUGGUGAACGUGCUGCCCGACCUCUUGGAGGAAGAUGACCCAUGGCGCUCCCUGCAGCAGGUGCUUCUGCUCUGCAUGGGCAUCGUGGUGAUGGUGCUGUUCUCGCUCUUCGUGGAGUAACGGCCCGACUCCCCACCCCCCGCACAGCAAUAAGAGACUGGGAUUUACUCUGUGACCACGUGUGAGGCAGAGAGGGCAAGUGCCUGUGCGAGCGAGCGAGCCUCGGACCCAAUGAGAGGAUGGGGUGUGUGUGUGCGUGCAUGGCGUGCACGUGUGACCAGGAGUGUGUGUGACCGACACUGUGAUCCCUUGUGCAUGGGCCCAGGGCCCAGGGCCCAAGCCUGCUCCCACUGCGAAUCACGCUGUGGUCCUGUCUCCCUAUCAUCUUGCACCUCCCGGAGUGAGCAGUGAGGAAAGAGCAGCAUUAGUCCACAGCAGAGGCCUCUCCCCACCAGGACCCCAAGGGGAGUGAGGGCAGCCCAAGGAGCCCCAGGGUGCAGAGCCCCAAAGCCCCCGCUGGGGCCUCAUGAGUCCCUGGCUGAGGGAGUAAACCCCCCGCUCAUGCACCCAGCCCUGGGCAGCCUAGGGGCUGAGGCUGGGGUGACUGCUCUGCUGUGCCCAUCAUCCUGAUCCUUCCUUUGCCAGCUCUAAGGCCAAAGAAAGGAGAGGCGGCUGCUCGUGUAACCCCCAGCACCGCUCAGCACUGACAGUUCUCGUCCCAGCAUGAGGCUGGGAGAUGCUAAGACCUUUUCCUCAUGGCUACCUACCCUCGGCCAGCUCCUGUUCCCCCGGUAGUGCCAGCAGCUCCUGCCACCUCCAGCUGCCAAACAGCAGCCUGCAGGGCAGCCAGGAGUCCUGGGCCAGAGAGGCCUCCCAGUCCAGCUCAGGGAUGCUCAUGCCAGCACAGGGUCCAGGCAGAUCCUCGGGGGGCAGGAAGAGAGUGAGCCAUGGCUGCCUCUCCCUGCUCGGGCCCCUUUUCCUGUCCCACUGUGGGUGGGGGUAAAGUGGGGGUAGUGAAGGCUCCAUGUUGUCAGCACUCAGGAAUGUGCUCUGGGAGAAUGCUGAAGCCAUAAUCCCCAGCUAUUUCCCUUGGCUGGUGCCCAGGUACACAGCUGGCCCACUCCACAGCCAGGCUCCAGCCCUGCUGCUCAACUGUGGAAGGUUUGAGAAGUGGCCAUCAAGAGGGUCUGAAUGGUAUUAGUUUUGCUGUGGUUCGAUUUGUAACUGUAAAUACUUGUUCUGUAGAUAAGAUGCAAAUAAAUAUUAUACACAAACCCAC
Messenger RNA from Hipposideros armiger (great roundleaf bat), 2534 nucleotides. RefSeq names its product solute carrier family 39 member 13 (gene SLC39A13). The transcript is spliced from 9 exons. Gene Ontology annotation, cellular component: membrane. The coding region runs from base 104 to 1375 and encodes 423 amino acids. The record is from RefSeq and is a predicted model, not a curated record. Gene Ontology annotation, biological process: intracellular zinc ion homeostasis; zinc ion transmembrane transport. Gene Ontology annotation, molecular function: zinc ion transmembrane transporter activity. NCBI's taxonomy places the organism in Eukaryota, Metazoa, Chordata, Mammalia, Chiroptera, Hipposideridae.